GGACUCCGGUUUAGGAGUUUACAGUCUGUCACUCUGUGCACUCUGGACAUAAAGCCACGACUUAAGCACAGUAUACUUCUAUAUCAUUUAUGAUAAUAUUGUAGUACUGCAAUAUUACCGAAUAAUAUUGCGAACGCACCGGUGGGAUCUUUGCCUUUAGGACGUUUUCGGUUAUCCCGUGUUGUUGUGGCUGCAGCUGUUGCAAAAGAUCCAGAUGGAUCACAACAAAAGCAACGACAACAAUAAUGAUAGCCGCAAUGUAGCUUUCUAUGUGCGCGAAGCCAAUCCUAUUGAUCUCAUGAAUCCUGGAAUAUCAAGAAUAAACGUGGAUUAUUGGACGGAAACUUACAAUGCGGGAUUUUAUUUGCAUUAUUUUUUGACAUGGCCGGAUCUGUUCCUAGUGGCAGUGGAUCCCAAUAAGGAAAUUAUUGGCUACAUCAUGGGGAAAGUGGAAGGAGAAGGAACCAAUUGGCACAGUCACAUCACGGCGCUAAGUGUGGAUUUGUUUCACAGGAAAUGUGGGAUUGCCUCCGAUCUCAUGAAGCGCUUUGAGGAAGUCUCCAACAAACGGAAGGCGUACUUUUGCGAUCUGUACGUACGCGUUUCCAAUCAAGUUGCGGUGGAAAUGUACAAAAAGAUGGGCUACGUUAUUUACCGUCGAGUUCUCGAAUAUUAUUCAGGAGAUCCUAGUGAAGAUGCCUUUGAUAUGAGAAAACCUUUGCUGUGUGACGUUGAUCGAAAGUCAGUGUUACCGGCUCCAAAAGAUCCCAUUCAUCCAGACGAAGUCCCAGAAUGAAAUGUGUGCUCUUGGAUCAGUCAGAAGUGGUUGUUGUUUCUGUAUUACGGUCGCUUUAUUUGUGUGGUUUUUGUUUCUUGUUAUAGUAUUUCCAUAGUAGUUCCAGUAGUAUUGUUAUAGUAGUUCCAGUUCCGCAUGCGAAAGCAGAACUAAUUAAAGAUAACGAUUAACAAAA
Paramacrobiotus metropolitanus is the source of this 971-nucleotide messenger RNA. RefSeq lists its product as uncharacterized. NCBI's taxonomy places the organism in Eukaryota, Metazoa, Tardigrada, Eutardigrada, Parachela, Macrobiotidae. The transcript has 6 exons. The coding region runs from base 215 to 796 and encodes 193 amino acids. Gene Ontology annotation, molecular function: protein-N-terminal amino-acid acetyltransferase activity. Gene Ontology annotation, biological process: N-terminal peptidyl-methionine acetylation. The record is from RefSeq and is a predicted model, not a curated record. Gene Ontology annotation, cellular component: NatB complex.